Solanum pennellii is the source of this 1842-nucleotide messenger RNA. Its product is annotated as protein trichome birefringence-like 12. Gene Ontology annotation, molecular function: O-acetyltransferase activity. The transcript has 4 exons. Gene Ontology annotation, cellular component: Golgi apparatus. Bases 97 to 1293 code for a protein of 398 amino acids. The record is from RefSeq and is a predicted model, not a curated record. NCBI's taxonomy places the organism in Eukaryota, Viridiplantae, Streptophyta, Magnoliopsida, Solanales, Solanaceae.
GCGUAAUAUGAAAAAGUGAGUUUUACAAAAGAAAAUUAUCCCAAAAUAAUAAUAUUUGAAAUGGUUGUUCAGUGUCAUGUUUAGAGGAGAUCAGAAAUGGCGUCGAAGCUAACUUCAAAGCUCUUCUCAUGGCUGAUUCUGCCGACGUUGCUUCUCAUUUUCCUCUACUCUCUAUCCCUUCCUCUUUAUGCUCCUACUUCUCCGAAACCCAAAAUUCCCAUCUCUCCUUCUUGUAAUCUCUUUAAAGGAAAGUGGGUCAGCGACCCGAAUCGCAGACCCAUUUACGAUGAGUCCUGCCCCUUUCACAGGAACGCCUGGAACUGUCUCAGAAACCAAAGAGAGAAUAUGGGUCGGAUCAAUUCUUGGAAAUGGAAGCCCGACAAGUGUGAUUUAACUCGGAUCGACCCAGUUGGGUUCUUGGGUUCAAUGAGGAACAAGAAUAUUGGGUUUGUUGGAGAUUCGUUGAAUGAGAAUUUCUUGGUUUCGUUUUUGUGUACUCUUAGAGUGGCUGAUUCUGGUGCAAAGAAAUGGAAGAGAAAGGGUGCUUGGAGAGGAGCCUAUUUUCCAAAGUUCAAUGUUACCGUGGGUUAUCAUCGUGCUGUUUUGCUAGCGAAAUAUGAGUGGCUGCCAAAACAGCUUGACGAUUCCAACCAAGAUGGAUUGAAGGGAAGAUAUCGAGUAGAUGUUGAUAUUCCAGCAGAUGAUUGGGCUCAUAUUGGUGCCUUUUACAAUGUUCUAGUCUUCAACACUGGUCAUUGGUGGGGCUUUGACAAAUUCCCUAAAGAGACGCCUCUUGUUUUCUACAAGGCAGGGCAAUUGAUUCAACCUCCAUUAGAGAUGUUUGAUGGGUUUAAGGUUGUUCUUGAGAAUAUGAUUGCCUACAUAGAUAAAGAAUUACCAGAGAAAACACUUAAAUUUUGGCGCUUGCAAUCACCAAGGCACUUUCACGGUGGUGAUUGGAAUCAAAAUGGUAGUUGCACAAUGGAUGAACCCCUUGAUGAACUUCAGCUUGAUCUGUGGUUUGAUCCCAGAUAUAAUGGGGUUAACAAAGAAGCAAGGCGACUAAAUCAUUUGAUCGAAGAGGUUUUAAAAGAUACAACUAUCAGAAGCCUCGAUCUGACUCACUUGAGUGAGUUCCGUGCAGAUGCCCAUCCUGCCAUUUGGUUGGGGAAAAAGGAUGCAGUGUCGGUCUGGGGUCAAGACUGUAUGCAUUGGUGCCUUCCUGGUGUUCCAGAUACAUGGGUUGAUAUCUUGGCCCAGCUAAUCACUCCUCAUAUUUUAGAGACAGGGUGAUCACUAUAGAUGGUUGCAAAGCUUGCGUGAUUCAUUUGCAACUGAGCUCCUGAUACAUCAAGACGUCAGCUUUUUUGACAACAACUACAAACUUGCUGAUCUGAAGGAGGUGGUAGAACCAGUUCAUUAUUUUGUAUUCCCUUACAUUCUUUCUAUCAUUUGGAGGGGUAGGGGGGGGGGAGGGGGGUUGGAGAUUUGACCUUUGAAACUGUUUAGCCUUGUUCCAGGGGCUUUGGUUAGAGAUGUUUUCUGGUGCUUACCUUAUUGGGAGGAACAAUGGGGGCUGAUUAUAAGCCAAAAGGCCUAGAGUUUAAACUAAGAAUUAUUUUUUUUCUUUUUUCCCUUUUCACCUCAUACCUCAGGAGGAUUGUUCCCCACUUAGAAACUUUGUAGAACAUGUAUAAACAUUGCUAUAACUUUUUUUUCCUUUUUUGUUUCCAUCAGGUGGUCUCUUCUUUUUCAAAUUUUGUGUUUUUGGGUGGAGGAUGUAUAAUGUAUUAUUAUAAUCGUGUGAAUGUAAAAAAAAGAUUUGUUCAAGUUGCUCGAUAA